This is a messenger RNA of Miscanthus lutarioriparius, 573 nucleotides long. The record is from the annotation of a GenBank genome assembly. NCBI's taxonomy places the organism in Eukaryota, Viridiplantae, Streptophyta, Magnoliopsida, Poales, Poaceae.
AUGCUGUGCGGCCUCAACCUCAAGUACCGCCACACCAUCCUGGCGAUCACCACCAAGCAGCCGCCACACACCUUCCUCUCCGUGCGGUCAUAUCUUCUCCUAGAGGAACACUAUGACAAGGAGCACGCCAAGACCAUCGCGCAACAUGCACUAGUCACCACUGGCGGCUCUUGGCCCUCCUCCUCGCCGGCCCCUAAUGGUAGCUUCGAUGGCAGCUCCAGUGGCCAACCCACCACUCCACGACCUGCAGCAGUUUCCACGAGCGCAUCGCCGCACCGCAACGACAACCGUGGCCAUGGUCAUGGCCGCGGUGGCUACAACCACUCUGGCGGUUAUCCUCAGUCUCUAGCUCCUUGUGCUCUCUCCGGCUGGACUCUAGGAUUCAACCCCUGGACAGGCAUGGUCCAAGCCUGGCUGAUGUCGUUCCAUGCUCCCUGCGUGGGCGUCCUUAGUCCUCAUCCCGGUGCCUCACCCAACCAGGCAUACUUCACCGGCUCGGCUCCACUGCCUCUAGAUCUGCACAACUAUGCCCCAACCCCAACUACUGCAACGCCGGACGUCUGGAACAACUAG